Molecule: messenger RNA, 218 nt
Organism: Rotaria socialis
Lineage: Eukaryota; Metazoa; Rotifera; Eurotatoria; Philodinida; Philodinidae
Source: the annotation of a GenBank genome assembly
CUGGCACAAAUGAUAUUCGAGUUCCUGCUGAUCAAAGCUAUAUUUUAGAACGUAGCUUAACUUAUUUAGGAGUGCCUGUGAAAUUAUUACUAUUUCCUGAUGAAGGUCAUACGCUUAGUAAUAAUCCUUGGCAUGGCAAAAUCAAAGCUCGAGAAGAGCUUAAAUGGCUUGCAAAAUACGAUCAUGUACCUCCAUUUACGACAGAAGAUCUCGUUUAA